AUGGCUAGCUCAGAUCAAUCCCCUCAGAUAAAGCGAUUACGGCCAAAUAGCCAGCUUCCCCGUGGACCUUACUCAGUUUAUCAGUCCUCCUCCCAUCACGCACUGCCCCUACAAACCAGAGAUUGGAAACCAUCAGCCUUGGACGUUGCUGAAGCUCAACCGGAAUACAAAAGCUAUUUUCAAAAGUAUGGAGCUGAAGAGCUCGUCAAAGGCGUGGAACUGGCAAAAAAGCUAGAACUCAUGGAUGUAUUGCGAAGAUAUAGCACUGAGGAUAUUGAUAUUGGCCUGAAAUUUGCUAAACAUGGUGCUUCCAGUCUGGACUUUUUUGAUGCGUUCAAAGAUUUUGAGCAUAGCCAAAUCUUAGAGUGCCAACGAGCCGUCAUCAAUAGCAAUGUGCAAUCAAGUCACCAGUCUCGGGACUCGGGGUAUUCAUCUCGGCUUUCUUCCUUCCCCAGCAGCUCAAGUUCAUAUCAGCUACCUCUCCAUCAGCCCCCGAAUGUCAACCUGGGGGCUAAUGGAUACUUGAAUGAUGAGCAAACAAUGCCAAUGGACAUAUCCCCGCCUAAUGAGACGCAUUUUCGUCCUCAAAAUUCCGACUCAAAUCAUCGAUCAGAAGUCGUACACAACGCACCAACGGUUUCGACGCCUACGUCAACUUCGUACAACGUCGUAAACCAUAGUAAGACUAUCAAGCCAAAGGCUUGGGCUUGCAAGUAUUGCGGGCGGGAGUUUACGGCACCUGGAUACUGUUGGAAUCAUGAGAAGAGUCAUCACAGUAAGACUAUUAAGCCAAAGGACUGGGCUUGCACGUAUUGCGGGCGGGAGUUUGUGGCAGCUGGAUAUUGUUUGAAUCAUGAGAAGAGUCAUCAUAGCCAAACAAUGACCUGGAGCUGUCCACACUGUCCAUUAGACUUUCCUACCAAGAACGGCUGUGAGCGCCACCACAUCAACAGACACGACCACGAGUCCAUCACUUAUGCGGAUUGCGAAAUCAUAGGGAAGCCAGGACCAAAUUCGAAGCGAAAAACUGCGUGCGCAUGUCCCUAUUGUGGCCAAUUGUUCGAGGGUGUUACCAGCUUUGAUGAUCGCUGCCUGCAUGUAGAGGAUGACCAUUACAAAGUCGAACCGAAGAUGCAAAAAGGCAACUUAGAUUACUCCAGGAUGAUCCAAAGCCUCCUCGGUCGCCGUGAGCUCCGCAGCCGCUGGGCCCAAUCCCUCGCUAGUUUUCAAGAAAGUUGCACCUUAUCUUGGAGUACCGAAGAAGCCAGGAGUCUACUUGAACCUCUUGAGACCGGCAAUUUUCACCUGAAAGACGCCGUAACGUCUCUGCUAGAGCGUGUCUGUGCUUGCGCCAUCAAGAGUUCGAGAACUUCAAGCAGAUCUCACUACAACUCACAAGCAGACGUGCUCUCGGGCUCUACCAUGAGCCGGAAUGUUCAAUCCACGUCUCGUACCUCCGAAGAACGUUCAAGGAUACCAGCUCGGGGCCAGAGCCAAUCUCCGCAAAGAGGACUGCCGAGCAGUGAUAGCGGUCGUACAGUCCCUGACAUGCAUGCUAGUCCGCGGACAAUCCUUUCCUCUAGUAUUGGUUUCAAUCAGUCACAACCGAAUCAUAAGCCGGCAAACAUCCAGCAUGGAAUGAGUCCUUACAGUAUGGCAAGCCAAGGUCCGUCUUGA
Molecule: messenger RNA, 1677 nt
Organism: Mytilinidion resinicola
Lineage: Eukaryota; Fungi; Ascomycota; Dothideomycetes; Mytilinidiales; Mytilinidiaceae
Exons: 2
Coding region: 1-1677 (558 amino acids)
Source: RefSeq, a predicted model, not a curated record